Messenger RNA from Protobothrops mucrosquamatus (brown spotted pit viper), 1325 nucleotides. RefSeq names its product doublesex and mab-3 related transcription factor 3 (gene DMRT3). Lineage: Eukaryota; Metazoa; Chordata; Lepidosauria; Squamata; Viperidae. The record is from RefSeq and is a predicted model, not a curated record. Bases 1 to 1314 code for a protein of 437 amino acids. The transcript has 2 exons. Gene Ontology annotation, molecular function: protein binding.
AUGAAGGAGAUCCCGGCUGGAUUUACACAGGGCCCUAAUCUGUGGUUUAACCGUGGUCUGUCGAAUAAAACGACGGUGGGCUCACUCGGCACUAACCCCGAGAUGACUGUCUGCAGAGUGGGCUGGAGCCCAUCAUUGAAGUCCAUUCCUGCCGCCGCCCGGAGCUUGCCGAGGCAAGGAUUCCAGCUCCCAGGCUCCUCAGACAGCGGGGCCGGGAACGUUGGACUUUGGAGUCGCAGCACUUUCGGUGGGCACGCUUGGAGCGAGGCUGAAAGACGCAAUGGGCCGGGCCGGGCCGGGACUCGCACGUUGCCGAGGUGGCAUAACAAAGCUGCUCUCUGUUUUGUAGACAUGACAGAAGAGCAACUGGGUGACGUCAGUGGAGGAGACAGUACUGAGGCCUACAGUGACAAAGAUACAGACCAAAGGAGUUCUCCAGAGGUGACCAAGACCAAGAGCAACUUCACUCCUGAGAGCCCUGAAAUAGUUUCCGUUGAUGAGGGUGGUUAUGCAGUCCAGAAAAACAGUGGGAGCACUGACAGCAGACCCGAAAGCCCUAAGUAUCAACCGGAGCAGAACCAUUUCUUGAUUGAAGGUCCAUCAGGGACAGUUUCUCUGCCAUUUGGCUUAAAAGCCAACCGGCCACCCCUUGAAGUGUUAAAGAAAAUAUUCCCUAACCAAAAGCCAACCGUGCUUGAGUUAAUCUUGAAAGGCUGUGGGGGUGACCUGGUGAGUGCUGUUGAGGUCCUCCUGUCAAGCAGAUCCUCCAUAGGGGGAGGAGACAGAACUUCUGCAGAAUCAGAAGGCCUGGUUUUGCCUUCAAAUGGGCACCUCUUUGAACACACACUGAGCUCCUAUCCUAUUUCCUCUUCAAAAUGGUCAGUAGGGUCUGCUUUUCGAGUCCCAGACACACUGAGGUUUUCUGCUGAUACUAGUAAUGUUGUACCAAAUCCAUUGGCUGUUCCAUUACAGCAUCCCUUCCCACAACCUCCCCGGUAUCCAUUAAUGUUGAGGAAUACUUUGGCCAGGAACCAGUCCAGUCCAUUUCUACCCAAUGAUGUUACUUUGUGGAACACCAUGACGCUUCAGCAGCAGUAUCAGCUGAGGUCUCAGUAUGUCAGCCCCUUCUCUGCUAAUUCUGCCACGGUCUUCCGAAGUUCUCCUGUCCUUCCCACACGCCCAUCAGAGGAUCCUAGAAUCUCACUUCAAGAGGAUGGAUGUCCAAUUGUGGCAAAGCAACCCAUUUAUACAGAAGAUGACUAUGAUGAAAGAUCUGAUUCCUCAGAUUCUAGAAUAUUAAACACAUCUUCGUAAAAUGAUUAUUU